Molecule: messenger RNA, 2220 nt
Organism: Notothenia coriiceps (black rockcod)
Lineage: Eukaryota; Metazoa; Chordata; Actinopteri; Perciformes; Nototheniidae
Product: constitutive coactivator of PPAR-gamma-like protein 2
Exons: 6
Coding region: 1020-2216 (398 amino acids)
Cellular component (GO): nucleus
Source: RefSeq, a predicted model, not a curated record
GGAAGUCGCAAGAUGGCUGAUGUCGCUUGGAAGUAAUGUUCCCCUCUGCAACAUGAAGCCGUGAGUGUGGAAGACAGCGAGGGAGGCACCAUCGGGCUUUUAUUUUAAUUUAAUUUUAGUUACUUUUCUUUUAUUUCGUUAAACAUCCAUCUCAUUCCGCGUCGUGUCGGCCCCGGACUUGUCUUCGGGAGUUGACGCGUCAAAUCACGCCGGGGACCCUGCCAGCAGCUAACGGCUAACGAUCACUUAGCAACUGUUAGUGCAGCUAGCCAGGCACACCGCUUGCUAGUUUGUUUUAAUUCAUAUUCUGACACCUGCAAACCAACAAGCUACCGAUACAAGCGCGGUGAUAUUUGCCGGAGGUAGUGCAGAUUAAAUGUCAAAUAUUUCAGCUGUCAGGUAAAAAAAAAAACGAUUUAGAAAGCUGCUCGGUUUAACAUCAUGUCCGCGAACUGGCCAUCCAGCCUGUGGGUUGCUAACUAAUGCGCAGUAUUGCAUCUGUUUCAUGUGCACAAACUAGCAGGGUAAUUGUUUUAUUUGCAAUUUUUUAACACCAUCAACCACCUUGCUGCAUUUCCGUUACUUGCUGCCAACUACAUUUUUGAAGCUGGUUAUGUUAAAGCCAAAUUAUGGGAGCAGGAAAUGUGUUGAACUUUUUCUGGUGGUAGGUAGCUACACUGGCCUUGCUGGCAUCUCACCAAAAAUCCACAGGGAUGGACACUAAACUGAGCACCCACGACCAAAACUGAGAAAUUCGCAGUUCGAUAUCUCGGAAUCAGUAACAAUAGCUGACACACGUGUACAUCAGUGCAUGGUGACUGAUUUCACUAAUCUGGGUGACAGAUAAGUUGUUUUGCAGGGUUAACUAAACUACAGUUUUUCACUGAAUCGGAGACCAGUUAGCUUGCCUAAAGUGCACAGCUAGCUCCGGUCUCGCCCCACAUUACAUUACAAACACGGCGUACAGAACGUAUUCAGAGCCCUCUCCCGGCCAGACACACAGGCUGAACAACACCGUCAUGGGAGUGCAGGGUUUUCAAGAGUAUUUAGAGAAGCGGUGUCCCGGGGCCGCAGUCCCGGUGGACCUCCUGAAGCUUGCCCGUACCGCGGCCCGCCAGCCCCCUCACCACCAUCACCCACACCACCACCCACAUCACCCCGGGCCCAUGCCUCCCCCGCCCCCGCCUGCCAGGAUCCUAAUCGACGCUGACUCCGGCCUGCAGCGCCUCUACGGCGGCUACCAGACGGACUGGGUGUGCGGGGGAGAGUGGAACGCCAUGCUGGGCUACCUGGCCGCCCUGUCGCAGGCCUGCCUGUACCAGGGGGGCCUGGAGCUGGUCGUGGUUUUCAACGGCACACUGGGGAAGGAGCGCUGGCCCGAGUGGGCGCGGCGAGCUCAGGGCCAGCGACAGACCGCGCAGCUGAUAGUCAACCACGUCGGCAGCAAGGCCACCCCGCCUCCCAGAGCAUGGUUCCUGCCCCCGGCCUGCCUCAGCCACUGCGUCCGCCUCGCCAUGUUCCGCUUCCGAGUGCGGGUUGUACAGACUUUGGAGGACCACCACCAGGAAGUGCUGUCUCUUUACAGAGACUUUGGAUUUUCCGGCCUGAUCGCUCAGGAUUCUGAGUUUGCUCUCUGCAACGUACCCGCCUACUUCUCGUCGCACGGGCUCAAACUGAGCUGGAACGGCAAGAACCUGACCACACACCAGUACCUGCUGUCUGAGGCCGCCAGGCAGCUCGGGCUGAAGACACAGCACCUGCCCUGCUUUGCUGCUCUGCUGGGAAAUCAUAUUCUGCCUGAUGAGGACCUGGCUGCCUUCCACUGGAGUCUGCUGGGACCAGAACACCCUCUCGCUUCUCUCAAGGUGCGAGCCCACCAUUUGGUGCUGCCGCCCUGUGAGGUGGUGAUCAAGGCCGUCUCAGAGUACGUCUCCUCCAUCAAAGACCUGGGAAACCUCGACGCCAUCGCCAGAGAUGUCUUCAAACAGUCACAGUCUCGCAUGGAGGACAAGGUGCAGCGAUUCAAAAAAGCCGUGGAUUAUUUCUCAGCUGCCUCCAAACCUCGCUCGCCCAACAUGGGGCCCUCAGCUUUCAUCUUACCUGGGUUUGGAUUUGGGGGACCACCCGGCCACAUGGGACCGAUGCAGCCUGGAAAGAAUCAGGUAGAUUCCCCAACUCAGGAAUUCUUUCUCCCUCCUUGGUGUGUGUGUAAUUAGAUCU